CGGUGACCGUGCGUAACUAGGCAACAACAUCCUCUUCCGGUACAUGACGCGUUAGUUAGUAUGUAGCAGUACUUGCAUACUCAAAAGUAUGCACUUUUUCUUCACCGAAAGAGUCCAUAAUUUUAGUGCAGAGUAUAAAUAAGUGAAUUGAGACGCAGGGACAUACUACGUUUCACUCGCUUUAAAACGUCAUUGGCUGAAUUACUGGGUUGAGUCCUAAAUGUUUUUAGCAGAUAGUGCACUACACACAGCGUAGAGGUCCUUUAUGUCACUCCCUAAAUAGUGCGCGAGUAUAGGAAGGACGCUAUUAUUUGGAACACAGCCACUCAUUUACCUUACGCUUUACCUGUAGGAAGAUUUAAGCGGCUGGUUAGACGCAGAAACAAUGGCUAUUAAUGUGUUUUCGGUGUUGUCGCAUUUUUUGGAAGAAUACGCGACCGGCACGCCGACUAAACUCAAAGUAAUAGAUGCAUAUUUGCUGUACAUGUUACUGACAGGAGCUUUUCAGUUCCUGUACUGCCUGCUGGUGGGGAGCUUCCCGUUCAACAGCUUUCUGUCAGGCUUCAUUUCCUGUGUAGGAUCAUUUACUCUUGCAGUGUGUCUGCGCAUCCAGGUCAAUCCGCAGAAUAAAGGACACUUCAUGUUUGUGUCGCCUGAAAGGGCUUUUGGUGACUUCCUGUUUGCACACACCAUCCUCCACCUCGUAGUGGUCAAUUAUAUUGGCUGAAUGAAGUUCACCUUCUUACCUGGUGCUACUUUUUGCAGGUGUGGAGAUGAAAUAUGGAGGCCUUACUGACCAGCAACUGUCUAUGAACGACAGCUCAUGCCAUGAAAAUGCACAUUGUAAUAUGUUUAAUAUUGUUGUUUUUUACUGUUUUGUGCUUGUCCAUCUCAGGAAUAAAGUUUUCUACCUUUUUAAAAACUGUUACAAUGAGUAAAUGAGGAAUAAAGGUAUUUUUAAAAACUA
Messenger RNA from Pangasianodon hypophthalmus (striped catfish), 967 nucleotides. Its product is annotated as dolichyl-diphosphooligosaccharide--protein glycosyltransferase subunit dad1-like. The record is from RefSeq and is a predicted model, not a curated record. The coding region runs from base 386 to 727 and encodes 113 amino acids. NCBI's taxonomy places the organism in Eukaryota, Metazoa, Chordata, Actinopteri, Siluriformes, Pangasiidae. Gene Ontology annotation, biological process: protein N-linked glycosylation. Gene Ontology annotation, cellular component: oligosaccharyltransferase complex; membrane. The transcript is spliced from 3 exons.